Cuscuta campestris is the source of this 2101-nucleotide messenger RNA. Lineage: Eukaryota; Viridiplantae; Streptophyta; Magnoliopsida; Solanales; Convolvulaceae. The record is from the annotation of a GenBank genome assembly.
AAAUCUCUCAAACUUCCCUUAAUUACCCUCUUCUUCCACACCUUUCUCUCCAUAGAUUCCAUCCCAUCUUUUCUUUAUCAUUCAAAAAAGAUUCCACCGUCGACAAGCGUUGUAUUUAUUUCAAUUUGAAUUCUUUUUUCAGAGAAUCUAUGGAUGCUUCCAUGAUCAGAUGCUCCCAGGUGCUUCCCGGCAGGUCCGAUUUGGGAUCCGUCCACGGCGUUAGGGUUUGUGCUUUUAACAAAGCCUCCCAACAAGCUAAGGCCUCUUCUUCUUCCACGAUGAAUUCCAACUCGUGUUUACUCCAGACUCUUGUGCGGCCUUCAAGCCGUUCAGCUCGCUUAACCAUUAAAGCCGCCUCUGCCGAGCCGCGCGUUGCUGAUAGAGUUUGUGGAACGAGAAGAUCUUCUCAUAUUGAUCAUUUGAAACUUUAUGUUGGGAUGCCAAUGGAUGCAGUCUCUGAGUCUGGGACCGUAAACCACGCACGAGCUAUUGCAGCUGGACUAAAAGCUCUGAAGUUACUGGGUGUAGACGGCGUAGAACUGCCGAUCUGGUGGGGUUUUGCAGAAAAGGAAGCCAUGGGAAAGUAUGACUGGACCGGCUACCUCGCUGUUGCUGAAAUGAUCCACAAGCUUGGCAUGAAGCUUCACGUCUCGUUCUGUUUCCAUGCAUCAUCCUCCACGGAACACAAAAUUUCACUCCCCGAUUGGGUUUGCAGAAUUGGGGAGUCCGAUCCUAGCAGCAUUUUCUAUACGGACCGGUCAGGACGCCAGUACAAAGAUUGCUUGUCCUUAGCUGUUGAUGACCUUCCCGUUCUUGAUGGAAAAACUCCUGUGCAAGUGUACCAAGCUUUCUGUGAGAGCUUCAAGGCAGCAUUUUCCAAGUUCAUGGGUUCCACAAUAACUGGCAUAUCAAUAGGUUUAGGGCCAGAUGGCGAGCUUCGAUAUCCUUCCCAUCACCACCAAGCAUCCAAGAGCAGGAAGAAGCUUGUUGGAGCCGGGGAGUUCCAGUGUUACGACAAGAACAUGCUCAGCCAUCUGAAGCACCACGCGGAAGUGAUUGGCAACCCAUUGUGGGGACUUGGUGGUCCCCACGAUGCUCUGAGCUAUGAUGAGUUGCCGAGCUCGUCCAGCUUCUUUAAAGAUCAUGGAGGAUCAUGGGAGACGGCUUACGGCAAUUUUUUCCUUUCGUGGUACUCCAAACAGCUCAUUGCACACGGGGACCGGCUCCUCUCUGCUGCUGCCUCUACUUUCAGGGACUCCCCAAUUACAGUUUCCGGAAAACUUCCCCUGAUCCAUUACUGGUUUAAAACCCGUUCCCACCCAGCCGAGCUCACAGCCGGGAUCUACAACACGGUCAUCAGAGAUGGCUAUGAAGAGAUGAUUGAGAUGUUUUCCAGGAACGGCUGCAGCAUUGUCUUGCCAGGAAUGGACCUGUGUGACGAGCAGCAGCCAAGCGAGUCACUCUCAAGUCCGGAAUCAUUACUAGCACAUAUCAUGUCAUCUUGCACGAAACACCGAGUUGAGAUCAUGGGGCAGAACUCGGUGGCCUCCAAUGCCACCGGCAGCAGUUUCCAACAGAUGAAGAAGAACUUGCUGCAUGAGGAAGAAGGCGCGGCGGUGGCGAUCAGCUUGCUAACCUACCAGCGCAUGGGGGCGCAUUUCUUUUCACCUGAGCAUUUUCCUUUGUUCACGAAUUUCAUUCGAAACCUUAGGGAAAUGGGACUCGACGCAGACGAUCAGCCUGCAGCAGGGAAGGAGGAAGAGCAAGUGGCAGCUGGCGCCGGCCGGUUUCUUUCUGGCAGGGAGCUACAGGAACUAGCUGCUUAAACAUGUCUGCUGGUGUAGGUACUGUAAUAUAGUAUGAAUCUAGUUCGAUUUUACUUGGACAACUGCAAUACUAUGUCAAAUAUACUGGGAGCUGUAACUCUGCAAGACGUAAUCUAGUCUGGGGAUUUUAUUUAUUUGCCAAGUAUACUCUUGUAAAAUAUCUAUAUAUAUCACAGGCUUCUGUUUUACUACACAUUUUCACCAUGUUUAUGCGAUGACAUGAAGCCAAGUAUUGAAUGCACAUACUGGCAUACAUAUAAAUUUUCAAACUUUUU